Molecule: messenger RNA, 5026 nt
Organism: Colias croceus (clouded yellow)
Lineage: Eukaryota; Metazoa; Arthropoda; Insecta; Lepidoptera; Pieridae
Gene: Calx
Product: sodium/calcium exchanger 3
Exons: 8
Coding region: 89-2713 (874 amino acids)
Biological process (GO): calcium ion import across plasma membrane; cell communication; sodium ion transmembrane transport
Cellular component (GO): postsynapse; sarcolemma; axon
Molecular function (GO): calcium:sodium antiporter activity
Source: RefSeq, a predicted model, not a curated record
CCGAGAGGGAGCGAUUUCGCGCGUCGCUCAGUCGGGCGCCGGCCUUUGGCAGCGCCGGUCGUGUCAUGGAUUGCGCAAGGUAAAGGGCAUGCGGGCCGCGCUCGCCGCGCUCGCGGCUUGCUGCGUGGUGGCGCGCGCCGAGGUGCCCUCCGCGCGUCUUGCCCCGCGCAACACCACCGCCCAUCACGUCCUCCAGUGCAGCGACGGGCUCGUCCUUCCCGCUUGGCGGCCCCUCGAAGAUGUCCCGACCCUCGACAUCGCGAUCCGCGGCACCCUCUACUUCUUAUGCCUCAUGUAUCUUUUCAUCGGCGUAUCCAUCGUUUCGGACAGAUUCAUGGCCGCUAUCGAAGUCAUCACGUCCAGGGAGAAAGAAGUGCGCGUGCGACGAAACGGGAGCGAUCAAAUUGUCGUCGUACGAGUAUGGAAUGAAACUGUUGCCAACUUGACGUUAAUGGCACUUGGAUCGAGUGCCCCAGAGAUUUUACUAUCGGUCAUCGAAAUAGCAGGAAAGAAUUUCGAGGCUGGCGAUUUAGGGCCCGGCACUAUUGUGGGUUCCGCUGCAUAUAAUUUGUUCGUUAUCAUUGCAAUUUGCGUAUCCGUCAUUCCUGAUGGGGAAGUGCGUAAAAUUAAACAUCUGCGCGUAUUUCUGGUCACAGCAACCUGGUCUGUAUUUGCCUAUGUUUGGCUGUAUCUCAUUUUGGCAGUGAUAUCGCCGAGUGAAGUGGAAGUAUGGGAAGGUGCUGUCACGUUUUUAUUUUUCCCGGCUACCGUAUUAACAGCCUAUAUAGCAGACCGCAGGCUUUUGGUUUAUAAGUAUCUGAAAAAAGGAUACCGUGUCAAUGAGCGAGGAGUUAUUGUGGAAGGUGAAGGCGAUGGCUCUGUAGAGAUGGCCCUAAAGCCUUGUGAAUUUGGAGAUGAUGAAGAAGGUCGAGAAUUAGAAAAGUCACGCAAAGAAUAUAUAUCAGUAUUACGUGACUUAAGAAAACAGCAUCCUGAAGAAGAUUUAGAAACUGUUGAACGAAUGGCAUUAGAAACUUUGAUGUCAAGAGGCCCAAAAUCUCGUGCAUUUUAUAGAGUUGCAGCUACACGAAAAAUGACUGGUGGUGGUGACUUCUCACGUAAAAUAUCAGAGAGGGCGCAAAGUGAUUUAAGCGAAGUAAAAGCUGAGCUACAAAGGCGAGAAUCUACCUCUGUGACAGCCGAACCUAGAGGUCCACAUGUGCGGUUUGACCCAGACCACUAUACGGUAAUGGAAAACUGUGGAUCUUUCGAAGUGAGAGUCGUACGCGGUGGAGACUUGAGUGGAGAAGUCACUGUUCAGUAUACCACGGAGGAUGGUACAGCAGAAGCUGGUUCCGAUUACGUGGCAGCACAAGGCUCGCUUACAUUUGGGCGUGGUGAAACAGAGAAGAAGUUCACUGUCCAAGUGAUAGAUGACGAGGUCUUCGAAGAAGACGAGCAUUUCUUUGUGCGUUUAAGCACUCCAAAAGGGGCUUGUUUGGCCUCGCCAUCAAUGGCUACAGUGGUAAUAUUGGACGAUGAUCAUUCCGGUGUGUUUUCGUUCCCGCAAAGAGACUAUGAGUUGACGGAGUCGGUUGGGACGUAUGAGUUGAAAGUGAUGAGGACGGCGGGGGCAAGGGGCAAAGUGAAGAUCUCAUAUAACACAGAGGAUGGGACGGCGAAGAGCGGCGCGCAGUACGAGCCUGCAGAGGGACACAUUAUCUUCGAGAACAACGAAACUGAAAAAUUCAUCCCUCUGCAUAUCGUGGAAGAAGAUAGCUACGAAAAGGAUGUCCUCUUUUACGUGAACCUCGGGGAACCUGAGUUAAUCGGUGAUCGACAUAAACCCAUGCAAACUGGACGUGAAGUUAGUCACUUAACAACGCUGCCGGAGAACGAGGUGGUGGUGGCCAUGAUGGGGUUGCCCAAAGCCGGUGAGAUCACCAGGGCACAGCUCAGAAUUAAGGAGAGCAAGGAGUUUAAGAAUACAGUAGAUAAACUUGUUCAGAGAGCGAAUGCGUCGAUAAUAAUAGGCACAUCGUCAUGGAAAGAGCAAUUUGCGGAAGCUUUGACGGCCAGUUCAGAUAAUGCUGAUGAACCACCGUCGUGGUUAGACUAUAUAAUGCACAUUUUAACCCUUUUCUGGAAGAUUAUUUUUGCAUUUGUGCCUCCUACCGAUAUCGGAGGUGGUUACGUGUGCUUCGUGGUAUCGAUCAUAUGCAUUGGGUUGGUGACGGCCGUGAUUGGUGACGUCGCGUCGCACUUCGGCUGCACGCUCGGCAUCAAGGACUCGGUCACUGCCAUCGUGUUUGUGGCCCUGGGGACGAGUAUACCUGACACAUUCGCCAGCAAAGUGGCAGCCAUACAAGACAAGCACGCAGACGCUUCAGUGGGCAACGUCACGGGAUCCAACGCUGUCAACGUAUUCCUGGGCAUCGGAGUGGCCUGGACGGUAGCCGCUAUAGUGCAUUGGACGAAGAAUGAAAAGUUCCACGUUGAACCGGGAAACCUAGCCUUCAGCGUGACCAUGUUCUGUUCUGAAGCAGCAUUAGUUGUUCUGGUCCUCAUACUGAGAAGACGGAAGUCCAUUGGAGGUGAACUCGGUGGACCACGCUGCAUCAAGAUUGUCACUUCUAUCUUCUUCUUUUCACUGUGGCUCGUUUACCUUACCAUGUCCACUUUAGAAGCAUACGGGGUUAUCAAAGGAUUCUAAACUGGUGUCCAGUAUUUAUAAUUUUGUAUUAUUUUUGUUAGUUCCUUUUUGUAACUAGAACACAAUGUAUUUAUAUUUCGAUCUUCGAGUAAUGUUUAUUUAUUAAUAACUUCGAAUUUAUUUAUUUCGAUUCCUACAUUGCAAUGUUCUACGUGAACGUCCGUAUCAAUUAGUUGUUUAAGUUCAUUUAAUUUUUCUAGUAUUUUAUAACUGGACGGGUAUGUACUUGAUAUUUGACGAUGGAUAUUAUUAAAAAUACUGAUUCACUUCUAGAUAAUUAGAUUAGAUUUUCCAUGCAUUGAGGCGGCGUGCUCAAAUGUACAGGUAGAUUUCUUCCUAGAUUUUUGUGUCGUUCUAGCCUUGAUGGCUGUGGUUAAGGUCUAACUAGAUGUAAUAGAGAAUAUAAAUAUAUCUAAUAUAUUGAGAGAUAUUGUCGUAGUUGAUUUGUGUGAUGUAUUUUAUUGUAUUGUUUAAUGUGUGUUCAGUGCCAUAGGGAAAUGGGAACACGUGUUUUGUGGGCUCCUUUAUUAAUGAAAUUAACGUAAACAGUUUUUGAUUAAGUAAUUAUGUGUUUAGAUAUAUUUAUUUGUAGAUAUUUGAAUCGAUUUAUGGACCUUUCAUGAUCAUUGCUUUUUUAUUACAUAUUUUAGUCUGGCAGUUUUAUUUAUCUGUGGUAUAUUAUUCUCUCUCUAAACAGAUGGUAUAAUUUAUAAUGCAAGUAGGUAUGUAUGAUUGCAAAAAUAUUACAAUAUAUUUGUUUGAAAGCUUGUCGAAUUCCUUUAUAAAACCCCGAUAAAUACGAUUAAUUUGUCAGAUUGUUUUGUUGUUUUGCGUUUAUAUUUCUAAUAGGAUUUAUAAAGAUUUUAAUAAAUUUUCGAGGCCACAAAUGUCGUAGCUCCAGUAAUUUAAUAUUAUCAAAGCCUAAUUAAUUAAAAGCGAUGACAGAGCGUUGUCAGUUAAUUAUUUUUAGGACGCGACGUGUUAAUUAGAAUGUUGAUAAUUUUUGUAAAAUAAGUUUUUAAAUGGUAGAGUAUAAUGCCACCGCUAGAUUUUUUAUGUAUAUACACAGGAAAUAAUAUUUAUUGUUAGAACGUAUUUAUUGAGAGCAAUUACGUUUUUGAUAUUUUUAAUAUGUAAUUAUUUGUUAGUUAGAUAUUCAAUUUUUGGUUUAUAUUUCUAAAAAAAAAAAAAACUACAAUAUCCGUCUUACAUUUUUAUUUACCUUACAAAUCAAAUUCAGUAUUCGAAACAAACUCUUUAACUAGCUCUUGGACUACGUUUGUUAAGAAACUAUAAUCUAUUUCUAAUUGAAUGUUGUACCUUAAUGUCGUGCAUGCCAUUUUAGAUUUAAUAAUCUUAUACCUAAAUACUUUUUUCCUUCGAACCAUUCGUAUUAACUUUAAGUAAACUGUAAUUGCUCUACCAAAGAUAUCGCGAUAAUGUUUUCGCAUUUGACACUAAAUAUUAUAGAACGUUUAUAGUAUAAUGUAUGGUAUCAAAUACGCGUCGAAUGUUACGUAUUCCUAGCUUCUAAAAGACGUUUUAAAUACCUACAUUGCUGGUUUUUGUUUCAGUUAAAGAGAAAUUUACCUCUAAAAUAUCAAUGUAAACUGAAACAACAAAGAAUUCCGAGCAUGGUGGAAGCAAUAUUUAUAUGAUUUUAAUACAAUUUUAAAAAUUCAAAUGGAAUGAAACACAAAACCUAUACCUACAUGUAUAUCCCAUGAUACUAUAGUAAAUCAAAUGGCAUCUUGAAGAAAAAAAAAAUAGCUUUCCCAUUGUAAUAAAAGUUAGAUUAGCACUAUUCUCAAUCUGUAGUUGCAUACAUUUUAUCAAAAUCGGUCUAGCUGUUGCGUAUUGCUGGAAAAUUUUACGUAUGUCAACAUAAAAUUUUACUACUAUCAUCUUUCCUAAAAUUAUUGAUAUUUGGUACCUACGAUUUACAAAUACAUUUUUUAUUCGUUUUAUCCACGUGUUCACAUAAAUCUUUUUAAAAUUUUCAAGUUCACCGUACCCAAGUCCCUACCAACUUGGUUUCGAAUUUAUUUAACUUAGAAACUUUUUACAUUUUCUCAGUGUUAAUAUUGUAACUUUUGAAAUUACGAUUUUUGCGAAAUUAUUACGUCUUUUAUAUCUUGGUAGUUGUUUUUAUGAGGUAUUCAUGUUUAUUAUGAAUCUAUGUAGCUUUUAUAUUCAUUGGUUAAAUGUUUUGGCUAGUUAUUAUUAUACAGGGUGUCCCUCUGUUGGUAUACUAAGCUCAAAGGAGAUUAUAGUUUUGCAUACGCUGAGUACGGAAAAAAUACUUAUAAAAUU